Molecule: messenger RNA, 1734 nt
Organism: Pseudogymnoascus destructans
Lineage: Eukaryota; Fungi; Ascomycota; Leotiomycetes; Thelebolales; Thelebolaceae
Gene: AP1M1
Product: AP-1 complex subunit mu-1
Exons: 4
Coding region: 92-1438 (448 amino acids)
Biological process (GO): intracellular protein transport; vesicle-mediated transport
Cellular component (GO): clathrin adaptor complex; clathrin-coated vesicle
Molecular function (GO): clathrin-cargo adaptor activity
Source: RefSeq, a predicted model, not a curated record
CGUUGAUUGUGCAUUUAACUCGCAAGCGCCGACAAAUGAUAUAAUAAAGCUCUUUAUUUAUUACUAGGACUGGCCAGAAGGCCUCUAAAUCAUGACAUCUGCUGUGUUCUUCCUUGAUCUCAAGGGCAAGACCCUUUUAGCUCGCAACUACAGAGGAGACAUCCCCAUGUCUGCGGUGGAAAAGUUCCCUAUCCUUUUGAGUGAUGCAGAAGAAGAGAGCUCCGCAGUACCGCCCUGUUUCUCCGACGAAGGGAUAAACUACCUCUAUAUCAGACACAACAACCUCUACCUCCUUGCCCUCACCAAACGAAACACAAAUGCCGCCGAGAUCCUCCUCUUCCUCCACAAGAUCGUCGAGGUCUUCACCGAAUACUUCAAGGAGCUCGAGGAAGAAUCCAUCCGGGACAAUUUCGUCGUCAUCUACGAGCUGCUCGAUGAGAUGAUGGAUUUCGGCUAUCCGCAAACAACCGAGUCCAAGAUCCUCCAAGAAUACAUCACGCAAGAAUCACACAAGCUAGAGGUCCAAGCACGCCCCCCAAUCGCCGUAACCAACGCCGUCUCCUGGCGCUCCGAAGGCAUCCGCUACCGCAAAAACGAAGUCUUCCUCGACGUCAUCGAGUCCCUCAACCUCCUCGUCUCCUCCAGCGGCAACGUGCUCCGCUCCGAGAUCCUCGGCGCCGUCAAGAUGAAAUGCUACCUCUCCGGCAUGCCCGAGCUGCGCCUCGGCCUCAACGACAAAGUCAUGUUCGAGACCACCGGCCGCGCCACCCGCGGCAAGGCAAUCGAGAUGGAAGACGUGAAAUUCCACCAGUGCGUGCGCCUCUCGCGCUUCGAGAACGAUCGCACCAUCUCCUUCAUCCCGCCCGACGGCGAGUUCGAACUCAUGUCGUACCGGCUGAACACCCAAGUCAAGCCGCUGAUCUGGGUGGAGUGCGUGGUGGAGAACCACAGCGGCUCGCGCAUCGAGUAUCUCCUAAAGGCCAAAUCGCAAUUCAAGCGCCGCAGCACAGCGAAUAAUGUCGAAAUCAUCGUCCCGGUCCCCAAUGACGCGGAUAGUCCCCGCUUCAGGACGAAUAUCGGGAGCGUACAUUAUGCGCCGGAGAAGAGCGCGAUUGUCUGGAAGAUCAAACAGUUCGGUGGGAAUAAGGAGUUCUUGAUGCGUGCGGAGCUGGGGUUGCCGAGUGUGAAGGGUGAUGAUGAGCAGGGUGGUGGUAUGAUGGGGGGGUUUGGGGGGAGUAUGGGGGGCGUGGGUGGGAAGGGGGCGAAGAGGCCUAUCAGUGUCAAGUUUGAGAUUCCGUACUUCACGACUAGUGGUAUUCAGGUCAGGUAUCUGAAGAUUAUCGAGCCGAAGUUACAAUACCCCUCCCUCCCAUGGGUCCGCUACAUCACGCAGUCCGGCGACAUCGCCGUGCGGUUACCAGACGUGACUGGCGUCUGAUAUUACCGUCAACGCACCAGAAGCUGUCAGAGCACAUCAAAACUCAACCGGGAGACAUGGAUGAGAUACUUACUCAUGAGGGGAUGGACGACAGGGGCUAGAGCGAGCGAGGGGUGGAGAUAUUUUCAGGCGCAUGUACAAAAGGAGUUAUCAUCAUGUCAUGCAUUUGAUAGCAGGCAUGCUCCCCGCGUAGAAGGAUUCGCGCGGAUAGAUAAAUCAGCGACGCUGAAUGAAGGCUUGAUGACCAUCACUUGUUCCUCUCCAUCACACACCAUGUAUCUGCAACUAUGUGAUCC